GCACUGAUGGAAAUAUCCGCCCCCCCGAGUAUAAAAGCUGAAGAGGGGAGAGUGAGUUAAGCAGUGGGACGCCCCCCGACAAGACAACGUUGAGCUGCACACAGGAGUAACUACGGUGUAUACGGUGUUCCCUCCAGCACACAGACAUCCCAACAUGGCCGAUGACUUCAGUCUGCAGGUGAAGAAGGUUACCCUGGCGAUGGGAGCGAGCCUUAGCGACCAGGACAUCGACCGCAUUCCGCGCGAGAUGAGAAUGCAAGGGAACUUCAACUACUCAAAGUUCUUUGAAUACAUGCGGCAAUACAAGACCUCAGAUCAGCAAGAGGAAGUCAUCAAGAAAGCCUUCCAGGUCUUGGACAAAGAUGGCAGUGGAUACAUCGAGUGGAAUGAGAUCAAGUAUAUCCUGUCCACCGUCCCGAGCUCAGUGCCCAUUGUUCCCCUGUCUGAUGAGGAGGCGGAGGCAGUUAUACAGGCGGCUGACGCUGACGGGGAUGGGAGGAUCGAUUUCAGAGAAUUCUCUGACCUGGUCAAAUUGGAGAAGAAACCCAGGAAGUAGUGUGCUGUGGCGUGAGGUCCGGGGGGUGGGUCCGGGGGUGGGGCCAGGGGAGGUAGGGGCUCCAGUGGUGGCUUGGUGGCCAAGCCCCUUUCCACUCUAACUUGCACAUCGGCAGUUAGUUGGUGAGAGAGUGCAGGAAACAGGAAGUGUAUAAUUCAGCGUGCAUGUGUGCAUCCGGUCAGCUUGGUCUGUCUGUCAGUCUGUUUGCUGUGUGUUUAAUCCCUGGAGAGGCCAGGAGUAGAGGAUGGUACACCAGGUGGAAAUGUGUGUUUUCCUUUAUGACAACUUGGAUUUAUUUAAUAUAACAUAAUACCUGUGGCUCAAACAGCAGGUAAAUAAAGGGGAAUGUGCCGCAGGUGCACUAUGACUUUCCUGCCACAAGCCUCCUUUUCCACGCGUUUAACAGUUUACAUAAAAACACAAACUCAGACUCCCUCAGAAAGGGACUGACGUGCCUGUGAAAGGAGGGGGCGUGGCUAUCAUUAGGUUCACUAAAGCUCUUUAGACUGAAAGAAAUGGUACAUUCAGCAUAUCAAAUCAAAUUUUAUUCAUAUUUCACAUUUUACAAAGAACUUGUCACAGUACACUUUCUGACCUUAGAAGUGUUCUAGCUAAAAGGUUCUCUCUGAAUCUUUACUGGGGGCAGUUUGCACGUAAGGGGCUCUGCAGAAGCCACGCCUCUUUGUUCCACAGAAUGUGAGCAGUGGUCAGGUACAUAUUCUUGCAUUAGAGAUCUGAGAUGCAGUGCACUGUGCAUGACACAGCAUGUUAUUAAAGUAUAUAGUCAUGAGAAUCAGAGGUUGGAAUUAUACAUAGUUACAAGGACUCCACAGUCACAACUGUAUUCACAAAAUUUUCCUCUUUCUGUUUAUCGAUUGUAUUUUUAAAGGAUAAAAAAUAAAAUAUUUGGCAUUAGGAAACCCCACCUCCAA
Anguilla anguilla (European eel) is the source of this 1488-nucleotide messenger RNA. RefSeq names its product parvalbumin-like EF-hand-containing protein. Gene Ontology annotation, cellular component: cytoplasm; nucleus. The transcript is spliced from 5 exons. NCBI's taxonomy places the organism in Eukaryota, Metazoa, Chordata, Actinopteri, Anguilliformes, Anguillidae. Bases 155 to 556 code for a protein of 133 amino acids. Gene Ontology annotation, molecular function: calcium ion binding. The record is from RefSeq and is a predicted model, not a curated record.